CACAAAUGACUACAGCCAAGCCAAGAGUGGCGACAGUUACAUGUCGCGAAUAUUAAGACAAUCUUCGAGGCAGUUUUGAGAGUCGGCCGCCCGUUGUAUGAAUCUCGGAUUCUGUUCGUGCGUAGGGAGAUGAAUAAUAAGAAACGUGGAAAAGAGAGAAGGCGACUUCUACCUGGCGCGGCUAUCUUGGCCGAAAGCGCCAUGUUUGGCGAUCCGCUGCAGCACCGGUGGCCAUUCCUGGUUGUCAUCAUGCUGCUGGGCUGCGCUACAACUGCAAGCAGCGGGAAAAACCUCUGCAACGUUGCACCGGACGAGUCAACCAUGCUGCAGGUGGUCAAGCCUGUGGCAAGAACGCUCUUUAAAUGCGUCGACGAAGUCAUCCUGGCUUACAAAGUUCGUGGAGAAGUUGCGAGUGCGGUACUGCAACUGACUUGUGAAGAAUACCUGAACUGCGCUGGCAAAAUCAUGGGGAAGAAAGCUACCAAGGAAGGCCGCAACGAAACCAUACUCUGCCUGAUAAAGUACGUGGAACAGCACCUUCCACCGGAUUUACCGACAGGCGAUCACCACGAGCCACGGGAACUGGUGGCGCCAAUACUGGAUUGCCUGAUGAAGCGCCUCGACCUUCCCUUGGAAAACGAAAAGAAGGCCAACGCCGCGUUCCACUGGUUCUUCGAGAUUGUACGACCCUGAAACCUCGGACACCCCCCCCCCCCCCCCAGAAGGAGUUUCUGAAUUAAAUCGAUGAAUUCGUUCGUGUACAUAUCUAUCAAGGGGAGUGCGUCAGUGGGCUUGGUUGCUGAUGUUUUU
Messenger RNA from Rhipicephalus sanguineus (brown dog tick), 810 nucleotides. RefSeq lists its product as uncharacterized. The transcript has 6 exons. The record is from RefSeq and is a predicted model, not a curated record. Bases 130 to 693 code for a protein of 187 amino acids. NCBI's taxonomy places the organism in Eukaryota, Metazoa, Arthropoda, Arachnida, Ixodida, Ixodidae.